This is a messenger RNA of Camelina sativa (false flax), 1655 nucleotides long. Lineage: Eukaryota; Viridiplantae; Streptophyta; Magnoliopsida; Brassicales; Brassicaceae. The record is from RefSeq and is a predicted model, not a curated record.
CUAAAACUAAAUCUAAUUGAGCAAAUUAUACUCCCAAGCAGAUUAUAGAAGUCAUCGUACGGUACCAUUACCAACAAAAAUACAUAGACUACUAAUCUUUGCCUUUCGUCGCUCCCUCAAGUUGCAACCGUCGUCGCGCUUAACAUUCCGGCGAUAAAUUGCUUUUUUACUUCGUCGGUUUUCAGAUCGAGCUCCUCGUUUUCAGACGAUCGGAGCUUCCGCUCUUGGUCUCUCUGAGAGUCGUUUGAUAUUAUUCGUGGCAUAUGUGAUUGAUCGAAGAACGUGUGUGUGUGUGUGUGUGUGACCUUGUUCCCCCCUUUUUACAUCGGACUCAUAGCUACAAGAUAAAAUAGUUUCUUUUGGCUUGGCCCUCCGUUGUCAAACUACAGAGGAAGAUGUUUGGCUCAUCUAAUCCUUUUGGACAGUCAUCUGGUAGCAGCCCAUUUGCGUCCCAAUCUUUAUUUGGUCAGACCAGCAAUUCAAGUAGUAAUAAUCCCUUUGCUCCAGCAACACAGUUUGGUACGUCUACUCCUUUUGCUGCACAGACGGGAAGUUCAAUAUUUGGAAGCACUUCAACCGGUGUUUUUGGUGCACCUCAAGCAUCCUCUCCCUUCGCCUCCACCCCAACUUUUGGAGCUUCUUCAUCACCAGCAUUUGGGAAUUCUACUCCGGCCUUUGGAGCAUCUCCAGCAUCUUCACCUUUUGGUGGGUCUUCUGGUUUUGGGCAGAAACCUUUGGGAUUUUCAACGCCCCAGUCAAAUCCUUUUGGAAGCACGAUGCAGCAAUCCCAACCUGCAUUUGGAAACAGUACUUUUGGUUCAUCUACACCUUUUGGUGCCACAAACACACCUGCCUUUGGCGCAUCAAGCACGCCUUCCUUCGGUGUCACUAGCACACCCUCGUUUGGUGCAUCGAGCACGCCUGCCUUUGGUGCCACAAGCACGCCUGCCUUUGGCGCCUCAAACUCUCCCUCCUUUGGCGUCACAAACACACCUGCAUUUGGCGCGUCACCGACUCCAGCUUUUGGUAGCACUGGCACCACGUUUGGCAACACUGGCUUUGGUUCUGGAGGUGCUUUUGGAGCAUCAAGCACCCCUGCUUUUGGAGCUUCAAGCACCCCUGCUUUUGGUGCAUCAGGCACUCCUGCAUUUGGUGCAUCAAGUACACCUGCCUUUGGGGCAUCUAGUACACCUGCCUUUGGGGCAUCCAGUACACCUGCCUUUGGGGCAUCCAGUACACCUUCUUUUGGGGCAUCAAAUACCUCAUCCUUUAGUUUUGGCUCCUCGCCAGCCUUUGGCCAGCAGUCUACAUCCGCGUUUGGUAGCAGCGCUUUUGGCUCUACACCAUCUCCUUUUGGAGGUCAAGGUGCGCAGGCUUCAACCCCAAAUUUUGGGGGUUCUGGUUUUGGUCAAUCACCUUUCGGUGGUCAACAAGGGGGUAGUCGAGCCGUGCCUUAUGCACCGACAGUUGAGGCAGAGGCAGGGAGCGGUACGCAGCCUGCUGGAAAGUUGGAAUCUAUUUCUGCCAUGCCAGCAUACAAAGAUAAAAACCAUGAGGAGCUUAGGUGGGAAGAUUACCAACGAGGAGAUAAAGGUGGACCACUUCCUGCUGGCCAGUCUCCUGGAANGCAUAGAAAGUGUCCAAUUGUUUUAUAA